CGCGCAGGGUCCGCCGGCCCCGCGCCCCUCACAGCGCCCGCCGCCCUCAGCGCCGCCCGCACCGCCAGCACCGCCGCGGGGAUCGGCCCUGAGGGGCGCCGGAUUGAAUUUCUCUCUGGCUGAGGUUCCUUCAGCUGCAGGAUGGAGAUGAGUCGGGAGAAGCUGUGUGCCAGCAAGGCUGAYGGGGGCUCAGACUCUGCCUACCACUGCUCGGCGUGUCACGACCCCGAGGAGUGGGGCAGCACGAGCCGGGGACGAGCCAAGUCACGGAGUUUGUCUGCUUCACCAGCCCUUGGAAGCACCAAAGAAUUCAGGAGAACGCGCUCCUUGCACGGACCAUGCCCAGUGACCACGUUUGGACCAAAGGCCUGUAUGCUGCAGAAUCCUAAAACGAUUAUGCACAUUCAGGACCCAGCAAGCCAGCGGUUGACAUGGAACAAACCCCCCAAGAGUGUCCUUGUGAUUAAGAAGAUCCGUGAUGCCAGUCUGCUGCAGCCCUUCAAAGAGCUCUGUGUGUACCUCACCGAGGAGAACAACAUGAUUGUGUACGUAGAAAAAAAAGUGCUGGAAGACCCUGCUAUAGCUAAUGAUGAGAAUUUUGGACCAGUGAAGAAGAAAUUUUGCACCUUCAGAGAAGAUUAUGAUGAUAUCUCCAAUCAGAUUGACUUUAUCAUAUGUCUGGGAGGAGAUGGGACCUUACUUUAUGCUUCUUCACUUUUCCAGGGUAGUGUCCCUCCAGUUAUGGCUUUUCAUCUGGGAUCCCUUGGAUUUCUUACUCCAUUUAAUUUUGAGAAUUUUCARUCCCAAGUCACUCAGGUUAUAGAAGGCAACGCAGCCCUCGUUCUCCGGAGCCGGCUCAAAGUGAAGGUGGUGAAGGAGCACAGAGAGAAAAUGACUUUACAGAAUGGGAUAGAGGAGAAUGGAGUUGUGUCUGCAAACCUGGAGAAGGAAGUGGGCAAGCAAAUUAUGCAAUAUCAGGUCCUCAAUGAGGUGGUGGUGGAUCGUGGCCCUUCCUCCUACCUGUCCAACGUGGAUGUGUUCCUGGAUGGGCACCUGAUAACCACAGUGCAGGGAGAUGGUGAGUGCUGCUUUCAUGGCUUCCAUUGCUCUUUUYCUGGAGCAUUUCCUGCUGGAACCAGAGCUGACAGCAAACACGAGAGUGCACAGAAUAGGUGUGGUGGUUAUUCCUUCUGUGAAGCUUUAAGUGUUUCUUCAUGGCACUGCCCACAACCCACAGUUCCUUUCAUGUCAGUGGCUGUUACUGCCAGUGAUUUGGACCUUGAGUGCUGUUACUGCGCUGCUGCCAUGGGCAGAGAUGAGGAAUUCCAAAGACUCAACUCAGUGCUCAGAGGGAGGGUGGAGGAGGUGUUUGUUCCUUGCUUUUGGAGUUUUGGACCCAAAGUUCAGCUGAUUUCUGGUUUUUUUUUUCAGAUUAUGCUCUCCCCAGAUGCCAGGAACACGGCGUGGGUUUCGUUUGAUGGAAGGAAGAGGCAGGAAAUCUGCCACGGAGACAGUAUCAGCAUCACUACCUCGUGCUACCCCCUCCCUUCCAUCUGCUUCCGUGACCCCGUCAGUGACUGGUUCGAGAGCCUGGCCGAGUGCCUGCACUGGAACGUGCGCAAGAAACAGAACAACUUCGCYGUGGAGGAGGAGGAAUUCUGAGCAUCUGUGUCCCCCAGGACUGCUGGGAAUGGAAUGGAAUGGAAAAUGGAAAUGGAAAAUGGAAAGGAAUGGGGCAGUUUCCCUCCUCUCUGCUGGGAUUUUGGAGCUCUCGGUGUGGCCACCACCCUGGUUAUGGUUUAUAUCCCUCACACCCGUGGCUGGGAAGGGUUGUGUUCCUUCCUGUCCCUCGAGAGAAGGAGUGGAAGGCUUUGAUGGUUCUAAUCCCGUGUGAAUCUCCUCCCCAAUGAGCGGUCUGAGAGUGGAUUGUUCCUGAUUUUUAUCACCAACCACAUCUGCAGCUUUGAUUGUAACUUCUACCUUACCAGUUCCAUGGUAGGCUGAAUGUAGCUACACCAGGGAAAAGUGGCAGCAGAAAAGUGGCAUUAAAAAAUCUCCUCUUUUCAUUUGGUAGAUUUGUAACUCCAUUUAACACUACUAGGAAUAGAAAGGCUCAGAGAAGUUUUCUUUUUUCUUUUUUAAAAAAAACAAAAGCUCCUSUUUGUUAUCUUCAGUACACUUUGCCCAGAAAAUACUUUCUUACUUGCAAGUGUGACACACUGAAGAAACACCCACAAAGGAUGUUUUUUUAUUCAUAGAUGGAAUUAGUAAUUAAAAGUAUAUAUUUUUGAUAUAUACAUUUCUCUCUCUUGUGCCCAUUGGAGCAGUGGUUGACYCUUGGCUGUCAGCACUGUGGAAAURCCCACGAACAGCAGYGAUGAGCAUUGGUUAUUACAGKUUUUGUAGCUGGGCUAAUUCUGCAGUUCCUCUUUGGUAGGAAUCAUCAUCCAURUGUUGGUUUAAUUAUUAUUUUUGUUUGAUUCCCUGGGAUAAAUGGUAGCAUUACAGACUAUCAUGUUUCUAAAAAAACAAAAUUCAAGCAUUCAAGAAGAAUCUGCACUUGGAUUGCUGCUGUAUUAUAGUUCCAUUAUUAUCCUGAAAAAAAUACCGUGUUCUAGAUCCUGAAUGCCCUCAACUUCCAUGGAAACUUUCCAACUCUUGGUGCUGAGAAAUCCAGGAUGGGAUGGAAAAACGAGAGGACACAUUCCCAGCGGAGUAGCAACGGUGCCUUCAGCACRCUCAAGAUAAUUCUAAGUCUCACAUUUACUUUUUUUAAGAUGCUUUCAAACCUUUCUAACUUCUCUCUGUACAUAUUUUAUCGUACGUGCUUUUAUGAAAGAACAAAACAACCCCAACGGAAGAACUGAUUGGGGAGGAAAUUAAAGGGUUUGUGCUGUACUUUACCUGUAAAAGAGCAAACCCAAGGAUAAUGUUUACAUUUAUGUUCUCUGUGGUGCAGUCUCAUCAUCAUCUUAUCCAAACUUCAGCGUUUUCCAGUCUUGCUGCAUCGUCAUUAAAGGAAGGGAAAGGAGCUGUUCAGUGUUUCAUUAAUUGAGUUCACUGAUUGAGGUGGGAUUGCCUUGGGAAUGUGAAUCUCUGCGGAACUUUGUUCAUGAUUGUCUUACGUUGUUUCACGUGGUCCAAAGUGGAAAUGGGAAAUGGGUUCAUUUCCAAACUCUGCCUGACCUGCUGUCCUCUGAUCUUUCAAUAAUGUCUCGUCCUUUUUGGAUGCUGCCCUGGGCCGAGUUCAUGAAAUGCAGGCGAGAGCACUUUUCCAGAAAAGAGAAGCAAACUCUUGGGUAACAAAUCACAAUGAAAGUGUGUUCAUAUAAAUUAAUGCUUGGUUUGUACAUUUUGUAAAAUARAAUAUUGGUUUGAUUUGGUCAAAACCAGAUGGAUUUUUGGGAUAUUUUGGAGAAUAUCCAGAGAGCUUUUGGGAUUUCUCUUUCACUUGAAUCUGCAGUAAUUGUUUUAUCACUGUUUUGAAGCUGCUUACGGGUUUCCUGAGUGGAGUAUUCAGUUAUUUGAUAACUGGUUACUUUUCUGAGCUAGAGAAGUGUCAGGCUUUUUGCUUUGAAACUAUUUUAUUUAAACAUGCAAUAAUUGAGAGAAGGAACAGGGUCUGGUGUCUAGAGAAACGUGUGGAUGAGUGGAGAAUGAGCAGUUCUAGGCACCCUGGGGAGUGGAAAUCAUUUUGCAGAGGUGAAAUGAUUUAUGAGCCUUAUCUAGUAUUUUUUUAAAGAUAACACUAUAUUCAGCACUUUUUAUUUAUGCUUUUUAUAAUAGUAAAGCUAUUCUUGACUAAAUUGCCGAACUUUUAAUUUUCAGAGUGCACAGGUCCUGAAAUCUGUAAUCAAAGUGUACUGAACUACUUUAGAUCUACAUUAGGGGUUGGCUUGAAAUUUUUUUUUCUGAUUUCUCAUCGGCUGCAAUUGCAUUGCAGGCUCUGAGGCUGCUGCAGCUUUGCUCAUAUUAAAUUCCUGCCGAGAAAAAAACAAUUUUUGGGGGGCUGAUCAGCCCAGCAGAGCUGCUGGAGGCAGGGCAGUCACUCCAAAAGCUCCAAAAAUCUGCCUYGAUUCUCCCUGAAGCAGCUGCUUGAGAUCCAGGCACAGCCCAGGCUGUGGUAAAACAUCACAAAAUCCCUUUUCAAGGUUUUUAAUCUGCAAACUGCAGGAGAGGGAGGCUGGAGCAGCCCUGGAGUUCUGUGUUUGAGCUGCUCCAGGUGAGGGGGAGUCAGAAAAAAAGCUGCAAUGCACCUCACUUUAUUGGCAAUAAAACCUCGUUUUGCUGAUGUAGCUUAUUCAGAAUAACUUGGUGAAACUGUGCUUAAAAAUAAAAAAGGGGGUUUGCUGAUUAAGAGUUUCUAAUUAAAGGGUUUGUAAGUCACUGGUACCUACAAAUCCUUUCGUCUACAAAGGGCCAAAACAAGMUGGGAAAUUAAUUUGGUUUUCUUAAAAAAAAAGAA
Molecule: messenger RNA, 4465 nt
Organism: Malurus melanocephalus (red-backed fairy wren)
Lineage: Eukaryota; Metazoa; Chordata; Aves; Passeriformes; Maluridae
Gene: NADK
Product: NAD kinase
Exons: 12
Coding region: 142-1662 (506 amino acids)
Biological process (GO): NAD+ metabolic process; NADP+ biosynthetic process
Molecular function (GO): NAD+ kinase activity
Source: RefSeq, a predicted model, not a curated record